AUGGAAGGGGGCCAUCGAUCCCUCCUCACAGCCCCCCUGCUCGCCGAAGCGGAGCUCCGAUCUGGGAGUGAUGCGGAUGCCGCGGCCGACGUUAUCCUGGAUAUCAGAGAUGCUGGCAGCCUCCGCGGCAACGAGCUGAUGCAGGGAUACUCCUCAGAGAGUGUCGAGGGCGACGUCGAGGUGGUCGUAACGGCGGGAGGAGAGGACAGCAAUCCGUUCGACCUUCUCGGCGCCGUCCCGUUCCGGUAUAUUCGGCAGCCGUGCUCCCUCGAUCCGUUCCGCAACCAUACGCCUACUGUGGAGGGGGUUUACGAGUUUUCUAAGAUAGUGCUUUGCCUGCCACUCGCCCUUGCUCGCCUCGUCCUCUUCGGGCUCUCCCUCGUGGUGGGGUUCUUGGCCACCAAACUGGCGUUGCAGGGCUGGAAGGACAAGCAGAGCCCCAUGCCGAGGUGGAGAUGCCGUAUCAUGUGGAUCACCCGGCUCUGCGCCCGUUUGAUCCUCUUCUCCUUUGGGUAAGGGGAAGAAAUUCUGACUCAUUGAUCUUUGUUCUCGUUGUGAUCAUGUCUCAUGGAUUUAGUCCUCUCUUAUGAACUAAAAUACCAAAUUUCUCUCUUGCUUCUUCUUUGGGCUAAAUAUAAACACGAAACCAAAAAUUUGACGGACAUCUUGCUGUUUCUUUCUUGUUCCGUGUUCUUCCCUUUAGUGACAUCCGAACAUAAAUAUGCCAUCUGUUUUGAGCCUCCAACUUCUGUGACACUCUCUACCAGACAAGCUGUAAGUUUUUACAUGAACAAACAGUGCAUAAAAAUGUUCUAUGACUCGUGGAGGUGCUUGACGACUUGCCUUGGGUUUGAUGGCCUUCCCAUUUCAAUGGACCAGAGUGGUCAGAGAUCUGCAACAUAAGCGUCUUAGUGCUUCAAGUUUGAUGAGAAGGACAGUAUUCAGAGUUAAAUAUCUUAAUUACUUCAUAAUAUGAUGUUUUCUACUAUGUGAUUGUUGAUAUAUACAUGAGUGUUGUGUUACACGUUAGUGGAAGUAAUAACAACUUUUGACUCAUUGCUUGUCAAUGAUCUUAUGGGUACAGACCUGUUUCAUGCUUCAACAUAUACUAGUUUUAAUCGUUUUGAGGCUCAUCUGUAACAAAUUCUAGGUACAGUAGUCGUCAUCUAAUUAAUCAGCUCAGACACCAGACUGUUCAUUGCCACCCAUUCUAUCUCACCCUAAAUGGAACGACUCAACCAGUCGAUCUGUGCCCUGACCCAAGACCCAUGACCGCUUUUUUCCGCCCGUUUAUUUUGGGCUAACAGUGUAGCUUGGAUUCUGAGGUGCUCCUGGCCAAUAAGCAGAAUUCUUAUUCAUACAUAAAAAAUAAAAUUUAAUCGCAUAAUUCAGACUGACAUUACAAUAAUGAUUAGAAUUGGUUAGUUUUCUAAACCUUGGUUGAGAGGAAUAUUCUCUUCUUUGACUGAGCAGCAGAUUUAUGUGGUGGGAUAAUGAAAUUCAUUUGUGAUCAUGUGUGGCUGUUGGCAAAAUUACUGAGCGUUUCUAUGAAGCUGGCCGUUUCUCCUUGUAUUUCAAUGUAUUUCAUAGUCAGAAUAAACCAGCAUUUUAAGCCGAAAUGAAUAAUGACUUUACAUGCGUUAUGCACCUAUUCUAAGUUCAAUAUUUAAAUCGAAUUUAGAUGAAUUGUUACAUUGCCAUCAUCAUCAUCAUCAGUCCCUAUCCCAUCCAUUUGGCAGCAAAUUAGAUCUUUAAGUCAGAAAUUCUCUGAGGUCAACUUUAUCAAUGCCGAAGCCUGGCAAAAGGAUUUGGUAAGCAUGAAGGAAGUACUCCCAGUUAAGAGAUUGGGUGGGGCUUAUGAGACUAUGUGGUGACUUACUAAUGUGGAGCUGGAUGAACACUUCAAUUGGCAUGUGCAUAGAGGAAUAUCAAAAUGUGGGGCCUUACUUUCUGUGCAACACGUGUUAUGAUUCUUUUAACAGAUUGCUCAUUCGUUGAUCUCCCUUUCUGUUUAAUCUGUAGAGAAAUGGGUUUUCUUUCUUCCCUACCUGAAGAAUACCUGUGGUUACCCACACUCUACAUCUUCUUUUAUAUCUUCACUGUUUUUUUUACUCAACACAAUAUAAUUGGUGGUCCUUUAUUACUGCAGUUUUUCUAGCUUUAGCUUCUCUGGUUUGAUGCUCAUUGAUCAUUUUUCUGAAGACAAUAACCUGGUUUAAGCGGGGAAAGGGGAAUUUACAUGUGGGAGAUGCACUAAAAACAUGUUUUCCAAAUCACUUCUCUUUCCUGAAUGAGUUUAUUUCGCUAGUUGUUACAUAUCUACGGAUAUCGCUUUAUUUUUGGGAUAUUUCUAUCUUAAUUAACCCUUUUUCGUUGCCCAGUUGUAAAAGUGAGUUUGAGUGUUUUCCACUAAUACUCGUGAUGGAAAUCCAGUCCUGCCAUUUAUUGGAUGAAUUUGACUGAUUUUUUGAUUGAUUAUCAUGUGCCUGUGUCUUCUUGUCAGAUAUCAUUGGAUUAAACGGCGAGGAAGGCCCGCUUCCAGAGAGAUUGCUCCAAUUGUGGUGUCUAAUCAUAUUUCCUAUAUAGAACCCAUUUUUUUCUUUUUUGAGCUAUUUCCAACUAUUGUGGCCUCUGAGUCACAUGACAGCAUACCUUUUGUUGGAACAAUUAUCAGAGCUAUGCAGGUAUCAAUUAUGAUCUCUCAGGCUGUAAUUAUUUUAUCAUUUCUUGCCAAUAGCUAUACUGAUAUUACGGUUUUGAUCCACAAAGUCUUACAUUGAAUGCGAUAUUUCAUGUUUUAGGUAAUAUAUGUCGAUAGAUUCUCUGCACCAUCGAGAAAAAAUGCUGUUAACGAAAUAAAGGUACUGAUUUCUGGAUUGAUGUUAAUUCUAGUAAUUAAUCCUCUCUGGUAUGUCCAAUUUUUAUCUUGUAGUCGUACCAGAUAAACUUUAAAAUGAAACUUUGUUCACCUACCUACUUCAAUUUACUUUUGCAUCUGCCAAUAGCUUGUGGAGAAUAUGGUCCAUAUAAAGAUUUUACUUGUAUAAGAAUAUCAGGACGCUGUUCUAAUGAUCAUCUAUCAAAUUCUAAGUCUGGAGACUGAGGUUCUGUCCUUUAUUUUUAUAUUAAAUGCUAUGUUUAUUUUUGGCAUCUGGGUUUGUGAUACAUACAGCUACAAUGUUUCCUGCUAAAAAGUGGUAUUGUCAAAAUCAAUGCCCUUUGUGAUAUUCCAUGGUUGUUUAGAGGUUCAGGUUUGUCAAAAAAAAUUAUGCUUCCUUUCAAGCCAGCUACACAUGAGUAAGUUUUUUGCUAGUGAAGCAAUAUCAUUCAUUUUAUAGAAGAUUAAAGAAAUCUUUAGAUUCUAGGGCUAUGUGACUGGAACUUCUUCUCUUAACUUCGUGCACUUUUUUAAAGCUCAGUGUACUCUUUAUAUUAGUCGUAUAAGUGGGGCCAUGUGUUGUUAAUUCAAAAAGCUCAGUGAAAUAUUAAAAACUGUAUCUUAAUCUUGCAACAUUGUGGAGCCAAGGUGUAUAUUAAAGCUCAGUGUUGUUAAUUCAAAAACUGGAUCUACUGAAAAUUUAGUAAAUUGCAACAUUGACCUGCUGCAAUGCUGGAAUUGUUGACCCCCGCAGCCACGCUGAUCAGAAACUAGUAUAAAAAAGGGAUUUUAGUAAAUUAUUGGGUCACAAACGGGAAGGAUAUCUGCCCAUCCUUGCUGAGAUAAAAUAAGAGUGACGGAUAAAAGAUAGCAUAGAAAACAGGACAGGAUAAAGAAAAUAGUUAAUAAAAUAGACAUCUGGUUCAAAGUUGACAACAUCUGUCAAUCAUUUUGUGCAAUCAUAUGUCACAUUAUCAUUUAACAUGAUCAUGUUAGUUGUGAAAAAAAAUUAAGCAACUGAUCUAAGCAAAGGAAGAGCAAGGAAACAAAUCCAAGGUUUAGUUUUCAUCACAUUGUUUCAGUGACGGUUUGAAAUGAACUUUAAUCAACAAGUCGGUCACGCAAAUUAAGUCAGAUUUGUGAUGAUAUUUUUGUUAAUUUUGGAAAUUGUGUUGAUCUAUGAGAAAAAGAGCAUUUUACCUUGAGAAGAAGAGCAUUAAAUUGUGUUUUAGGUCGGAUUAUGUCAAAAUAAGCUUUUAGCUCAGUACGAAGCACAACGGGAUUGGUCAUUUAGUGAAUCCCCUGAGGCAUUAGAAAUAUUUUUGCAAGACUUGGUCUUCCAUUUGCUCAGUUUUUUAUAACAAUUUAUCUUUCAAUUAGAUAAUGCUAAUGCCACCCCUUAUUAGUUUUGUUUGUGACAUUUGGUCCAAAAAGUCUUUUACGAUGUGGUAUGUGCAAGCUCUUUCUAGGUCUUGUUUACAUAAUUUCCGUAUCUUUAUGACAGGUAGCCUGACCUGCUAUGAUUUGCCUUCAUUUCCAUACUCUGGAACAUAGUAUGUGCAUAUUUUUAGAAUUGAAAGGGGUGAAUGUAUUGUCAGGGCCAUGUUUUUGCUUGACUGAAUGUAAUUGUGAGCCUUUUUGUCAUUCUCCGUUUAUUUUGUUAUAAAAAUUUGAAAUCCAUUUAGUUUCUGUCCAUAUAUUCCCUAUUUGAUACAGAAACGUUGUUUUAAGGAUCUAAAUUCAGAGAAAGGCUUCGUCCAAUGGGUUUCCUCGAGUCCUUCUGUUUCCAGAAGGUACUACUACAAAUGGAAGGGCCAUUAUCUCAUUCCAACUUGGUGCAUUCAUCCCGGGGUUUCCAGUGCAACCCGUAAUUGUUCGUUAUCCCUACAUACAUUUUGAUCAGUCAUGGUGAGUCUUUUUGUCUCCUGAAGUUUUAUAUGUUGUUUCAUAUGCUACAUAAAUUCGUGAUUUAGUAACACCAUUUUAAUUCAGGGGAUUUAUUUCUCUGGCAAAGCUUAUGUUCAGAAUGUUUACCCAGUUUCACAAUUUCCUGGAGGUACCGCCUUACUAUUCUUUCAUUUUUUGUUUUUGUUGUAAUACUACUGGAUUAAUACAUGUUAACGAGAAUGUUACCUUUAGAAGGAUGAGCCUUCAUUUAGUUCCUGGUUUUCAUGGUCUUGGGGAGACGUGCAUUAUAUGCUCCAUGCCAUUUGCCUGAUCAUUUAGAUCGUUCCUUUUUGGUAACGAUAUCACUUUGAUUGGGUUUGAUGUCUCUGUAAAGGUCGGUCAAAUUGGUGCGGUAUUGGUUUUCUGAAAACCGUCAAAAUGAAUCUAUCGGUUGUUAGCUUAACUGACUGCGCCGGCUCAGCUCUUACUCAUGUGAUUUUACAGAUAAGAUUUUUUAUGGAAUAGAUUUCCUUUCAAAAACUUCAUUGUUUCUAGUCUUCUGAUAUUGAUACCUAUGGAGGAUUGGAAUAUUGGAAAAUUAAUAAUCUCAUAUGAUUGAAGUAUAUCCAUGGUCAGCUGAUACCGUCUUCUUUGUUUAUAUUAAUUAUAUGCAGAUAUUAUUUUCCAUGUGGUUGAUGACAUUCAUAGAAGAAGGGAUAAAUGUGGCCUUUCAUAUGAUCAUGGAAGAUUCAUGCUCAAAUCAUAAAAUUAUUAUGUUCAUAUUAGAUGCAUGCAUGUCAUGGUGGGUAUUACUCUCCACUUGGUCCGUGUCAUUCAUUUAGGAGAAGGGCUAAUGAUGCCCUUUCUAGCUGUUGUAAACAAAAUGGGGAACACUACACUCAAUGAUUUCUUUUGUCAACUAUCCUUGAGUUGAUAGAAAUUGGAGAUAUGGUAUAAUGUAUUUCUUUCCGUUCUGAUCUAAAUUCUUGAAAAUUUCUUUCCUGUUAGCUCAUUAAUUUUUCUAGAACUGUGGAUUAAAACCAUGAUUCAUUAAAAUAAUAUCACUCAUUGUACGCUCGUCAUAUUAAUUGCAUGCAUUUAAUGGUAGAUAUUACUUUCCAUAUGGACGGUGUCAUUCAUAUAAGAAGAAGGGUUAAUGGUCCCUUUCUAGCUGUAGUAAGCAAAAUGCGAAACAUUACACAAUGAAUUUUUUUGUCAACUUUUAGUAGAUUGAAAUUGGGGCUACGGUAAAACGCAUUUCUUCCACUCUAAUCUAAAUUAUUGAAAACAGCUUGUCUGUUAGCUCAUUAAUUUUAUUAGUACUGUGGAUUAAAACCAUGAUUUAAAUAAAAUCACUCAUUUUAUACUGUUUCUUUCAAUUCAACAUUAUUGAACUUUCAUCAGUUUUUUUUCCUUAUUCAAAAUUAUUCAGAAUUAUACUGUGGAUUAGUCGUUAUAUUUUUUAUGUUUACAAUAACCUGAGAGCAUCAGGAUGCUCUCAGUAGCGUUACUUGUUCAUUUGCAGCUUGUAGGAAAUGAUGUGCUUUUAGUAACUCUGUGCCUGAGCACUUUCAGGUUAUUUUGAUAGUAAAAGAAAAUAUCAACUUUUCUAUCUACUUUGUGCUAUGUGCAUAUGUAUCUUAAUUGACUCUGACAUUAUUCUAAAAAAAGUUUCAACUUUUCUACCUGAUUUUGUCUGUUUGGAUAUGCAUUCUAUGUGAUUGGUCUCUGAAAUCUUCAUUCCACAGGUGGAAUACCUCCCCGUCAUUUUCCCAUCAGAAAAAAAACUUGAAACUGCCUCAGAAUUUGCGGAAAGGGUAAGUAGAAUUCCCAAAAUGCCUAUAGAUCAUUGAUGGUGCAAUGGAGAGUUGAUAAUGUAUUUCUUUCUCACAUGUUUCAUAAAAACUAAUAGAUGAUGCAUUUGUUUCCAUAACAUGCCCAUCAUUAAAGGAAUCGAAUCAAGUGUAAUGUGUUUAUUUCCUCUCCAUCUUUACAGACAAAUAGUUAUUUUGAUAAGAAGCGAUGAAAUACUUAUGAAUAGUUGAUUGUUUAUUAUUUAUUGUGAUUUGAUUUUUUUAUAAUGUAUAUUGUAUUAUAAUUUUAUUAUUAAUUUAUUUUUACGUGUAUGCUUAUUUUUUUAUGUUUUAGAAAUUUGUGUAUAUGCAUACUUUGGUAAUUUUAAAAUGUCUAAUUUUCGUAAAAAUAUUUCUCAUAUAUUCAAAAAAACCUCUGAAGUUAUCCCACUUUUGGCGGUGGGCCAAGAAUAGUACGAGCUAUAAGGUAUAUUGGCUAAGGUUUUAUGAUUACCUUUGACUAGAAAGAUCGUUUUCCCCAUAACUAUUCAAUGUCCUCAUGAAAAUCAUCACGUGGCCCAACCACCCCUCUACUGAAUAAGGAAUAAUUUCAUUUUUGUAACUCUUUUUAAGUGAGGGAACUCUUUCCAUCUUGUGAAUUAUUGUCACGAGAAAAUCAGGGUGGUAAAGAAUGUCAUGAAUAACCCUGUCAGGGUUUGUGCAGGCUAGCCAUAUUAUUGCCACUGCACUUGAUGUUGUGCAGACGUCGCAUUCAUAUGGGGAUGUAAUGCUUCUCACAAAAGCUUCAGAACAUUCGAAAGUGAGCAUUUCCUCUUUCCAUUCUUUGUCACAAUCACAUAUUUUCCUGAUACAGAUUAUUUUAUUUUUAAUUAAUGAAACCACAAGCGUAAUUUAUCAAUGCAUGCAACAAAAACAUGAAUAUUGGGGGUUCUUUUCUGCUUGGAGCUCACAUGCUUAGCAUCGGUUGGUGCUAUUUCUGAACAUGUAGCUAGGUUGCCUUAGCCAAAAGUUGGAUCCCUUGUUUCCUCCCUGUUGUGUAUUACUCAUUCUAUAUUUUGCCUAAGCCUAAGAUUGGACUCUUUGAACUGGAUUUUAUGUUUCGUUUUGUCCUCUUCCAGAAUUCUAAUCGAAACAGAAGUCAAAUUGAACGGAAGAAUAUACAUUGGACUGACCUUUUCCUUCAGCUUGGUAGAUUUAUUCAAGAUUGGAUUGGGCUUAAGUGAUAAGUGUGGCCAACCUGAUUUAACAGACCAUGAUAACAGUGGUUAUCAUAUCGAGUAGAUGAAAGAAGCAAGUUUUUAAUGUUUUGGCUGUAAAUCAUGUUACACACCAUUGUCAUGUUAUGAGUGAAGCUCCUAUUUUGAUAUGGUCAGCAUCUCUUGUUAGGUCCUUUCCUACUCCAUUUGGGCUGCUUACUGGGCCUGAGCAAGAACCACACCCAAACACGUUUUGGAAUUAUUUACCACCAUAAAAGGAAGAAUGAUGUAAGGGAGACUGAGGGCAAGUGGGCCCGUGGCCCACUUACAAGGACCCCUGGGCCCCUACUGUGGGGGCACUUUUGGAAGAAGUCAGCAGGAGAGUGUGUUACUCUCGAGUUCGUCCUCAACAGGGACCAACAACAACAGAACAAUGAUAUCGACAAAGGAAUAUAACCAAGAGAAACAGAACAGAAAGGGGUUUCCGGAGGAAACCUUAGAGCAGGGGGACGAGUUCGAGAGCACCCCUCUCCUACUGACUUCUUCCAAAAGUGCCCCAAAGUGGGGGUCUCACGGGACCUUAUACCCUUUAUAAGUGGGCCACGGGCCAACUUGCCCUCAGUCCUCCCUUACAUCAUUCUUUCUUUUACGGUGGUAACUAAUUCCAAAACGGGUUUGGGUCGUUGGUCCUUGCUCAGGCCCAAUAAGUGACCCAAAUGGAGAACUAGGAAAGAGCCUAACCAUAAACCCCCAUCUGUUCCACCUUGUCCUAAAGUGGAAGGCAGGGUAAUGGAGCUGGAGGGCAGAAACCAGUUCCCAAGUGGCUUCAAAGUCGGGUAGCUGUUGCCACUUGAUGAGGAUCUCUUAUCAAUCCGAACCUUGGCAUCUUUAGACCUAUCUGAUUUGUCAUAAUUUGAAAGUCUAGUCUUGAGCAAUACACCAUUUGCUACAAGGUCUACAUUCUCCUGAUGACAGCUUGGAGUCCCAGGAGACUCCCCUUCAUUGUGAAUCGUCUCUCAGAAGCUUUCAAUAGCGAGAGAUGCAAAAGCCCUGUCAGUUGCUAGCACAAGCUCUUUAGGCCACACUGCCUUUUCAUCAUCCCUUUGGGAUUCCAUUAUCAAGGUGAUCGAAUUCUCCAAGGCCGUCUGGACGCUCGUUCCCGUGCAGCCCACAGCAAUAGAAAUUGAUGAACCUCCAACACGACGUGGAGAAAAUUCAGAAACUUGUUGACCCUUACUCUCGCAUCUUUGAUAGUCUUGAGAUGUUUCUGGCUCCAAAACAUGAAGGUAUGAGCUAGAUACGACAAUGAAACAAGGUUGUCACUCAUCCAUACUGUUGUCAAUUCCUAUCCAACCAUCAAUUCUCUCAUUUUUUGAAAGAUGUUGAUUUUAGCCCUGCUGAAAAUCUUUCUCCACUCAAUAAAACGAGCUGCCAGCUCAGCUCUUACACAAAAAAGGCGCACUCCUAGUAUACUCACUUGAAUUGUCCAUUUCACUGGCACAUGGUCAAAUGGUUCCUGAAUCCUGCUUGGUCUUUUGGUGAAUUCAAGUUUGUAACGAGUCCUUUUCCGCAUCAUAAACCCCUGCUCUAGGUGAAUUCUCUUGUUAGCACACCAGUUGAUUGGAUUUUCUGAAAUUUCGUUCAUCAUGUUAAAGGUUCCACAAAGGGGUGAAGGGUGACCAUCCAAAUCACCAUAGUGACGAAGAAAUAAUACUAGAGCUUCUGGAGGAAAUAAUUCUAGCUGCCAGAGGAAAGGAUAAAGAAAGGACAAAAAGGAAAGCCUUUUGGCUGCUAGCGGAAAGGAUAAAUAAUUCUGGCUGCAAUGAGGCUCAAGAUGAUGCUACUACUAAUUUGGUUGCUGUUACUUUUCUGACGAGGAAUACAUAUUCCCCUCUUGAUGACGGUAUUGAUACACAGAUGACAAUCUGUAUGUCCAAGUGAGUCAUAUUCUGCAAUAGACCCAUUUUAGUUGCAUUAAUGGAAUUUAACCCCAACCUGAGUUUGGUGGAUUUGGGAACCAGUAUUGGAGCAGAAAUCAAUGUUUCGAAUCCUGAACUUUACCAGGGAAUGGAAAGCCCUGAAAAUGGUGGAUUUAGUGUUGAUAAGGAUCUCUGGGCCAUGGCAAGAAGAGUGGUAUUUAAUCUUAUCACGGACAUCAGUAGUGUUUCAGUUUAUCUUAACAAUAAGGAUGGCUUGCUGCUGGAGCAGCAUUAACACAGGCCCAAUCCUGUAUGAAGACCAAGUCUACCAACACCAAACGGAAGUCCAACCAGGAGCAGUGUAGAGACUCUCCAAGGCACCACCGGAAUGGAGGUCCUGAUCAAAUGGAAGGGUCUACCUGACUUUGAAGCUACUUGAGAAGCAGCAUCAACCAUCCAUCACCAGUUUCCUGACUUCCAUCUUGUGGACAAGGUGGAACAAAUAGGUGUGGGGGAGGAGGGGGGUUUGUUAGGUCCGUAACUGUUGGGCCCAAUACCAGGCCCAAUGUCCGAGUUACUUAAGCCUGGAGAGGGAAGGUUAAAAUGUAGAUGGGUCAAAGGAAGCUGGGCCAAGGGGCCAUGAAGGAGAAUGGGUAUAAGGACCCUUAAGGAUCCUCACUAUGGGGCACUUUUGGAAGAAGUCAGUGGGAAAGUGGGGCGCUCUCAAACUCAUCCCCAACUGUUUUAGAGUUUCCUCCGGUAACCCUUGUUCUGUUCUUUCCUAUUUUCUGUCUCGGUGGAGUUAUUUUCGCCUGUUCCUUUCAGUUAGUUUCCCUGGUUGCUACCCUUGCUUCUACCCUUGUUUUGGUCCCUGUUUUAGGACCCUAAGAUCUCUCUUUCAUCUUGCCGAGCUAGUCAACAUUAUUUUUAUUGAAAAGAUGGAGCAGUUGAUGGAUCGGAGGCAGUGAAGGUUAGGGGAAUGUAGUGACUUUCCUCCUGUGAAAAGUGCUCUUUGUAAGGAACAUAAAUUAUUGGAGCUCCACUGAGGGGUUCCUGGGGUAUUGUGGAACUUAGGCUCAGUUUAAACCAUAAGUGGGAUACCUUGGUCCCUAGGCAAGGUACAUUAAGCUGAACCCAGACUGGUGGAUGUGGGCUUGAUGAUGAUGUUAGUGAUGGUGAAGUUGGCAAGUUUGUCUCUGAGGGGUUCCAGUCCCAUGUUUUCCAGAAAGUCAUAUGUCUUGCCAAAACUAGUGAGGUGUAAAACUACAAGUUUUCAUUUAUAAAGGUUGGACUUGCAAUACUAUUAUAAACUUUUAUUUGUUAAUAUUAUCAUUCUUGUUGGCAUUUGGGGAACUUUAUGCCAUAGAAAAGUAUUGAUUUUUCUUGAUCAUGCUUUCAAUGCUAUGCCUAAUUCCUAUGGUAAUUCAGUUACAGAUAUUCUUGAUAUAAACACUAAUAUAAGUAAGACCUGUAUCCAAGGCUGCCUAAGAAAAUAUAUAUUUUUGGUCUUGGAAGGCUUGAAAUUAAGCUAACUUGGCCAAUACCUUUAUCCUCAUUAUUUCAUGAGUUCAUCCUUAAAUAAAGUUCACAUUGAAGGAAAUGCCACUCCUAUUGACUUUCCUGUUUACUAAUCUAUUUGUUGUUCUUCAAUUUUCUGUCCAGGAAAAACCCUCUGCUUACAUGGUAGAGAUGGCGUGGGUUGAGAGUGUAAGUCCAACUUUAAGUAAUGCACGCUUGCUUUUGGUAGAAAGUCUAAACUGUCUCGAUUGCCACUACUUGAUGCACUUUCCUAGCUGUGCUGCUUCUUUCAGCUCCCCUGAAUCAAUGUGAUUAAGCAAAUAAUGAAGUUUGUUUCUUCAACCUUCAUGAAAUUAUUUCAUGCACAUAAUUCUCUAAUUAUAUGAAGUUGUAUAUCUGUUUUUGGUGGAUAAGUUUUACCUGUGUUACCGGUUUCACUUUAUGGAAAAUCCCAGCAAAGAUUUUGAGAUGAUAUGUUUAUUGUAAUUUCUAUCAAAAAACUUUCAAUCGCCAAACAGGAUCACCUAUGAACAGUAUGGAUCGAGCUUAAUAGGUCAUUUAACUUAUUUGACCCUGAAAUCAUAACAAGUUGCAAUGAUCCAAUAGUACACAACUUCCGACUGCUAAUCCUUUCGAUGCAUCAAUCUCCAUCCCCAAUUCAAUUGUUAAUUGUUUUUUGGUCUAAACAAUAGAGAUACUAGAACCCACUGAAUGCUGCGUCUCAUGUUGAGGUAUAUGUGGAUUUUUAUUUGAAAUUCUACCUCACUUUUGAAUUUUUUUGGGGUAUUUAUUUUAGAAGGCAAUUUUGUAGAGGAUAGUCCCAGAAGUAUGCAAUCCUUAUGUUCGGAAAGGAAUUACUUUCAGGACCAACGGCCGACGUUCAUGUUUGUUCAUCUGUGUCAUAAAGACCUCAAUCUGCCAUGUGAAAAUUUUGUGCUCUUUCAAGGAACUCAAUGUAAAUAUUCAUAAUUGUUUUUAUAUCUGUGAGCUUGAAUGAGUGGCUUUAUUACUUCAUGCGACUAUAAAACCCCUCAACUACUUUCACAUCAGUUUAUCUACCGACAUAAUUGUUUCAUCAUUUGUCAUCAUUCAUUUCCAAUGAUGUACAGUUCUGAAAAAUCCCAAAAGGAUGUGUCAUUAGCGGCUCUUGGAGGUUUUAAUACGGAAUUCUUAGGACUAUUUUUGAGACUGGAUAUUCUUCUAAUUAUAGAUCGUUUCUAGUAAUGUAUCUGUAAAAUAUGUUAUAUGGUUUUCAAUAUUAGCUUGUAUUAAUGAGCCUCUCUAGUUUAGUUUUCUGGAAAUUAAAGAAAUGUUGCUGCACUUUUGGUUUCAUUAUUCAAUAAAUCUUUUAUAUCUAUUUUAUUUAGUUUUUGAUUAUUCCUGGAAUUUCUGUCGAUCUAAUGUAACCAUCUUUUGUAGUUAGUGAAUGUCACUACAUCAGAAGCUUUGGAAUUCUUGGAUAAGUUCCUUGACAUGAACCCAGAUUCCAAGUAAUAUUCAGUUUUCUAGAAAAUUUGAUUUACUUCCUUCUGCAUAUAUUUUCAUCUUCGAUUUGUUCAAUUAGAUCUAUCUAAUUUAGAUGAAUAUUUACCUUUUUUAUUUAAACUCUUGAUGUGAAUUUAUGUUCGUUAAUGUGAAUUUUUUAUAUUUACUUCAUCUUAUAUUUUUUUUUAUUGAUUUAUAUUUCAUAAUCAAAAUAAAACUUCAAAAUAUCCCUAAUGCUUAGUAAGAUAAGUGAUAAUAUGUUGUGCCAUAAACAACAGAAAAGUUGUUUGUGUACACACUAUAUGGUCGAUGGAUCCCAAAUUCUGAAACCCUGAAUCAAAUAACUUUGGCUCCAAAAGUAGAGAAAUCAUUCAGAUAUGAUCUUUCGACAAUUUUUUGUUCACCUAGAACCUCCAAGGGUCUGAAAAUGCGGUCUUAGGCUUCUACCUUUCUUGUCUAUGCUAAUAUGUACUCCCUCCUUGAUAUGGCUCACUGUUACUCCCUUCAGUUUCUCAUGUUCUCUGUCCCAGCUACUCCUCUUUUAUGAGGUCCUCCAUUCGUUGACGUUAAUUUAGUUAUGGUUAUACUUUCUGCUGCUAGCUGUUAUGCCACACUCCUUUGGGAGAUUUCUUGCUUCAAACAAAAGCAUCAUUUCUACAACCUGCUGCUUUUGCUCCUCGCCAUUAAGCUUUGGUCAGAUUACGGUUACCGUUAUCUUUACAUAAGCACAUGCGACUGUCAACACUUUCUUUUUAUUACUUUUGUGACAGUGACUCACAUUCUUGGAACCUGAAGGAUCUGCAUUAAGUUUAGCCACAUGCGCUUGCAUCCUAUGGCAAUAUUAGUGUUUCUCUUCUGUAACGGUGUAUCUUUGAUCAAAGAACUUUUAUCAUUUCGUUAUUCGAUCAGUCAAGCAUGAGAUAGGAUUCCUUGUUAUGAAGCUCACAGCUCUGUCUCCAUCUUUCAAACAGUUGUGCCACCUAAUCCUUUCUUCUAUCGUGUUUACAGUAUUCCACUUCCAAAAAUACAUAGCUGGAUUCCUCAUCCAUCAAAUCUCUUUGGGACAAUAUUGUUCUCAGGCCGAUUUUCUCAACUAAGUGGGCCGUUCAGACACAAUCCGGUGCUUUUACUUUUUUUUUUUUAUGUUCACUGGGAUUGGGAGGUGGAGUAAAGGUCGAAAUCAGCUGAUUUCGCACACUAUGCAUGUAACUAAUGUUCUAGCCGCAUGUGUUUUCCAAUUUUUUUUUUCUCAUUAAGAAUGCUCAAGUGUUGAUUAAUCUCAGUGAUGAGUUGGCAGCACAUCCAUCUUUACAGUUUUGCAAGAUAGUCACUUCCAGAUGGUCAUGAAUUAGUUUUUCUUUUGAAUUCUGGCUUUUCAUUGAAGUCGACUUGAUUAUGAUUCAAACUGGUGCGAAAUAGUUGCUAUUUGCAUUCUUUAUGUGACAUCUGGGAGAUUUUACUCUAUAAUAACCGAGCUAUUUAUGCUGUGUCACUAUUUCAGUGGUCGGGUCGAUUUUCAUGACUUUCUAACAUCUAUGCACUUGGGUCCUUCUAGUCCACUCUCCGAGAAGGUCAGUGUUCAUUUUUGCAUCCUCCGUUCUUCUUUGCAAUAUCUCUUUCCUUUGAUUUUUCAGGGCUUGCUGAACAUUAAGCUGGAGAAUAGGUUGAAAGAAAAAAAAAAGAAAAAAAGAAAGUUAUGCACCUAUCUAUGUCUGUUUUCUGGUAAUUAUUUGGGCUCCAUCAUGUUUCCAAGUCGGGCAGCCUCAGUUGCAUUUUAAACCCCGGUUUAGGUUUCCUUUUCACCUCAAUCAAAAACUGUGUAGACCCCGCCGAAGAUUCACAUGAUGAGAAGAGGAACUGAUGAGAUUCGCUCUAUGAACUGAGGUAACCGCCAAGUUUGUUCAAAAGUUUCUCAGACUUGAGCUUUCCUGUCAGUUCAAAAGGCUUCUGACAGUAGCAACUCAUAUCGACCAUUUGUAUGGCUUUGGAUGGUGAUUCUCUGGCCGAAUGCUUGCUUAGAUCACUGUAGAUACUGAUAUAGUUGUGGUCAUGGAAGUAUUUUAGGAAAAUGGCACGGCACAGUUGUUUUUAAUCGCUUGGCUUUCCCCUUGACGAGUAACUGUGUGCACUAUCAUAUUCAUGCAGACCUUUUUCAUGUUUAGAUUCUUUCUGCAAUUAUUUUAUCGAAUAGGGUAUUGAUUUAUAAUUUUUCACUGACGUACCAUAGUGAUGUGACGCCGUGCAUUUCAUUAUGAAGGUUUUUCGAUUCGUCGAUGUGGAGAACAAAGGAUUUAUAACCUUUCGACAGGUAGGAAGAGAGAACCAGUAUCUUCAAUAAUCUCAAAUUCUCGUUCCAUUGAAGAACAUAGUUAUUGUGGACUGCAUUUCUCCAAAACGUCAAUUUACUUUGAGGUCUUGAACUAUAUCAACAAUGAUUUUUCCUUAGAAUUUGGAUACUUUAUUGAUCCACUUGUUUCCCCAAUUAAGUGAUUUCCACUUGCUAUUCCGGUGUAAAGUAGAGAAAAUACUGUCCUUAUAAAAGAAGCCUGAUUUCCCAGAGGAGAUGGCCUGCUUACUAUAUUUUAAUUGGGAUGACCCGAACCGAUGCAGUUUUUGCUGGGCUCCGGCAGCAUAUUAAAGCAGGCGUCAUUUCAGCAGACGUGUGGGGAAAUCUUCAGUGAAUGCAGCAGUGGGGAUCUUCUGUCGAGAGAGAAGGUAAUUUCUUCCUUGUCUGUUCUACGUGUGGGGGCAUGAGGUGUUUGAGGCUCUGACCCGUCUGGCCUCUGCAGCUGGGGGAGGUCGUUGGAUCCGCAAUCCCUGGAAUCUCCUCGGAAACUGUAAGCUCUUGAGCACUAAUCUUUACUCAAUGAUGGCCGCUAGGCUUCUUGACUGUCCUCUCCUGGUUGCAGCUUCGUGAGCUCUUCAGGUCAUUUGAUGUCGACAAAGAUGGGGUGGUCUCUAGGAGAGACUUCAUGGAGUUCUUGCAGAAGAACCCACUGAUGAUCGCCGUCUUUCUGGUCAGCAAGAGGCCUCAUGACUCAAUGGACGUUUAUUACUGA
Spirodela intermedia is the source of this 15756-nucleotide messenger RNA. NCBI's taxonomy places the organism in Eukaryota, Viridiplantae, Streptophyta, Magnoliopsida, Alismatales, Araceae. The record is from the annotation of a GenBank genome assembly.